Messenger RNA from Musca domestica (house fly), 4367 nucleotides. RefSeq names its product limbic system-associated membrane protein. The record is from RefSeq and is a predicted model, not a curated record. Gene Ontology annotation, biological process: synapse organization. The transcript is spliced from 7 exons. NCBI's taxonomy places the organism in Eukaryota, Metazoa, Arthropoda, Insecta, Diptera, Muscidae. Gene Ontology annotation, cellular component: neuron projection membrane. The coding region runs from base 2172 to 3179 and encodes 335 amino acids.
UUACCGAGGUGUAAUAGUCGCAUUUAGGAUAUGACAUAGUCAGGACGUCUACUACGGGUAUACGACGGAUACGGGCGCAAAAAAAAAACAACAAAACAAAAAAAUUAAAAGCUUUCACUACAUGGAAAUUGAGUGGAAGAAACAAAAACAACAAAAUUUUGAAAAACUGCAAGUUAAAAGAAAGUAAAACACGCCGCCGACACACGAACACAGAUACACCAGCUCGGUUUGUGUGCGAGAGUGUGUGUGUGUGAAACCAGUAAAAAGAAAAUGUUAACCCUGUGAGCAGCAGCAACAAAAAAAGGAACGGAUAUAAAAAUCUCUGUUAUAAUAUAAAACGACAACAACAACCACAACAACCCUGCUACAUCGUCAGCAGAAUCAGCUGCAGUAUAUCGCGCACUGAAGCACAGUAGCAAAAGUAAUUGAAAACGGAUUAAAGCAGGUAGUUAUCCUGGCAAGCAACCAACCAAAAAAAACCUACAUCCUUUCGUCCAUGCUGCCGAUGUGAGAACGUUUGUUUUUUCAGCUUCUGCUUCAGCUUGGGCUGCUCCUCCUCCUCCAGUCGUCAUCGUUUAAUAUAGUUGUUGUCGUUGUCGUCGUUGUUGAUGAUUGUGAGGUUGAUAAGAAUGAUUAUUGUGUGCUUGAUGGAAAAUAGAUGAACCUCCUCUCCCCCUCUCCGCCAACACCACCAGCGAUGGUUUUUGUGUCGUCCUCGUCAUCGAAUAUGAGGAGGAAAUUUGUGAAAUUGUGCGUGUUAAAUGUGUUAUACUAGUGGCAGACAUACCAACGAAGGAACGAACGAAUGUCAUAAACGAAACUGAAAAAAAAAAAAAAUAAAAACAAGAAACAAAUCAAAUACUACAACAGUAACAACAACAAAAACCAAUUGCAAAAAAACGAAUCGAAUAAACGAAGAACGAAAGGAGUAACAAACGAAUGCAAGGAUCAAACAAAUAAACAAACUUCCAAUUCCCCGAAAAUAAAACGAAACUUGAAAACACACAGAGGAUUCCUUUGUGUACCCCUAACCAAACAAAUCGCUCGUACAUACUAACACACAGACACACACGUGCAUAUGUGUGCACGUUGGUGUCGAACAAAGAGAAAUCAAUAAAAAAAGUAGGAAAUGAUAAUUUUUUAUUGUUGGCUUGGUGGUGUGAGUGCAAGUGUUAUUAAUUGAGGAAAAUUAUAGAAAACAACAACAACAAUAACAAAAAAAAGAAAUUAAAAAAUAUAUAUAACAACAACAAAAAACCAGUGCAAUACAAGAAAGAAAAACAACAACUAAAAAUUAAAAAAUAUAUUUAACAGCCACAACAAAGCCCGUUCAAAAGAAAACAGCAAAUACUAGAGAUAAAAAAAAACAAAAAAAAUAAAAAUAAAUAUCAGCAACAACAAAGCCCGUGCAAAAAAACAACUAAAAAUUCCAUAAAAAUUACAACAACCACAAAUCUCGUGCACUACAAAAAACCGAGUAAAAAACUCUGAAAUAUUGCCGAAAUUGUCUUCUAAUAAUAUCUGAAGACCUCGAAGUAAAAAGGUGAAAAAUCUGGAACAAAAGAAUAGCAAGAGCAGCAUUAGCAGCAGCAGGACAACAAUUUAUGAUCCAGAUAUAGAUAAAGAGAAGAAGAAUAAAACAACAACAAAAGCAAAAAACAACAUCAUAAUAAAAAAGGGAAAAUAAAUUCAAGAUAAAAAGCAGAACAAUAAACUCUAAUAGAUGAUUAGAAUAUGAAGCCAAUUAUUGUAAAUGAUUGUCAAUUUAAAUAUGCAAAAUAUCAUCAUCGUCAUCAACAGCAACAACAACAACAGCACGAACACGGACAGCAUCAUCAUCAAUUCCAUGCCGACAACGUCCAGCAGAGACUAUUAGAAACAUAAAACCCGGAAAGGGACAAUUGUUGUUCCCAUAUCCCUUGAAGCAGUUGUCGUCAUCGUCGUCGUAACAAAGGACAAUCACAAGUCCAAGCAGCAGUAACAAUAAAAAUCCGGUCAAACAAUCCGACUAACACAGAAGACAAACCCCAAGAAAGACAGAGAGAAGAAGAGGAGAAGAGCGGCCUAUAUUAACCAACGGCCAUUGUCAUCAUCAUCAACAGCAACAGAAUCAUCGAAGUAGCCACAGCAGUAGCUAAGCAGCAGCAGCUGCAGCUUAGUGUUAGUGAGCGAUGUUAUUGGCUACCCUGAAUUUCCAUCGAAUGGGAUGUUUGAUUAAUAUGCAGCUAAUAUUUCUCAUACUAUUGGAAAUGAGAAUAAUAUCCGGCGAUGUUUCCUCUCACUACUGGGAAACACCCUAUUCGCAGCCAUAUUUUGAUAAUUCCUCAAGGCGUGAGGUUACCUCAAUUGUGGGCCAGGCAGCCCUGCUGCAGUGUCGUGUACGCAACUUGGGAGAUCGAGCUAAGGUCUCCUGGAUACGAAAACGAGAUUUACACAUACUAACCGUUGGCAUCCUGACCUACACAAAUGAUCAACGAUUUCAAUCGCUGCACACUGAGGGCUCCGACGAAUGGACGUUGCGUAUAUCAUCACCACAGCCCCGGGAUUCGGGGACGUAUGAGUGUCAGGUGUCGACGGAGCCGAAAAUAAGUCAGGGAUUUCGCUUGAAUGUUGUAGUUUCAAGAGCUAAAAUUCUUGGCAAUCCUGAACUAUUCAUUAAAAGUGGCAGUGACAUCAACCUGACAUGUUUGGCAAUGCAAUCACCGAUACCACCCUCAUUCAUCUAUUGGUACAAGGGCAAACGAUUAAUGAACUAUUCACAGCGUGGCGGCAUUAGUGUUAUUACCGAAAGGACAACACGUACCAGCAAGCUUCUAAUAUCGAAAGCAACACCAGCCGAUUCGGGAAAUUACACAUGUUCUCCAAGUAGUUCAGAUUCUGCCUCGGUAGUGGUGCACGUUAUUAACGGUGAACAUCCCGCAGCCAUGCAACAUGGCAAUAAUAGUGCUACAACACUUAUACCCUCCUAUCGACGACGUCGCAUGCUGUCAUCAUCACUCACAUUCAACGGUGGCCAGAUGACAUCAUUCUACGCCAAAAUAUCAACACUUUAUAGUAUUUUAUGGUCGAUAAUUGAUUUUAUGAUUGCAACAAAUUGUUGUUUAGUUAUUUUGGGUAUCUGUCUGUCACAGCGACUGUUGCACACAAGUGGUCGUCCAAAUCAUUGGCUAAACAGGUGACUGUAAACAGUGAAAGGUUAUGACUGUUCGGUCUGGACCGAAUCUAAUGCAAGGCCGCCCAUUACAUUCAUCAUUAAGAUCAAUAACAACAACAUCAAAACAGCAACAACAACAGUACCACCUUCAUCCAUGGAAGAGUUUGCCGCAAGAAUGAUGAAAAUGUGAAUGGGUUUAAUGCUCUUUCGAGGUACAAUCGAAUGCAGCAUUAGAUUGGUGCAAUGGUUUUUUAGUUUUAUAUUUUAGACAAGAGAACAGAAACGAAGUUUGGCAACGCGAAAAUAACAGGAAUGAGUGUACACUACUAUUAGGGUUAUAUAGAUCGACUUGCUAGUAGAUGAAUAUGUACUACACUUUUGGUAACGAAAAUGGAAAUUUCAAUUGAUUUUCCGUUUCCUUGGCUACCAAAGUGGCAAAAUGAACUAUUCCUCCGGAUUCAGAACCAAGUCGAAAUAGUAUUAUUGAGUGGAUCAUGAUCAGUUACAUUAUAAACAUCGUCAUCAUUACCAUACAAAACUAGAACAAUAGCAACUGGGGUUUCCACCUAAAUGGUGCGAUGCAAUGGGUUCCCGGCACUAGAUCCAACAGCAACCACAACAACUACAACCUAAGAAAAUUGUGUAUGCAAAUUGAAAAAAAUCGUCGUCGUCAAAGAGACAGAAAGUAAACUUUGCAUUUGUUUAUAUUGUUCAUAGUUAUUAAUUAUUAUUAUACUAUUAUUAUUAUUAUAAAUAAGUAAGUUUAAAGAUUUUAAUUAUGUAUAACAUAAUAUUAAGUAGAUAAAAGUAAAAAUGAAACCAAACAAAAAAGAAAUCCAUAAAGAGAAAACAAAACAAAAGAAACUGCUAAUAUUUCCAAACGGUUUUCUUUUUCGUACCUAUGCUGUAUACGUUUAGAUGAAUUAUUUGAAAAUGCAUUUCACUUGAAGUUUUCUGUUUAAUUUCAAUACAUACAAUUUAAUUACAGUAAUUAUUUUUUGUGGUCUACUUGAAGGAAUAUUGUCCCAGCGCAGCAGUUCAAUCUAUAAACCCGUAAACCAAUGAAAUAUUUUAUGAUACCUAAUUAUAUUUUCAAAAUCAUUCAUCUAAACCUACAUGGUAAUCAUUAAGUAUGAUAGACUUAUAAAAUUCAUAUAUAUGUAUGAUAAGGUACGAAAAUAAUACCACAAAAUAAUAAUAAAAACUAAGUAAA